Messenger RNA from Electrophorus electricus (electric eel), 8481 nucleotides. It is a transcript of the gene ralgapa1, whose product is annotated as Ral GTPase activating protein catalytic subunit alpha 1. Gene Ontology annotation, cellular component: nucleus; cytoplasm. Lineage: Eukaryota; Metazoa; Chordata; Actinopteri; Gymnotiformes; Gymnotidae. The record is from RefSeq and is a predicted model, not a curated record. Gene Ontology annotation, biological process: regulation of small GTPase mediated signal transduction; positive regulation of GTPase activity. Gene Ontology annotation, molecular function: GTPase activator activity.
GUGUGUAGCUAGCUGGGACUGAGCCUACGGGGGGGGGGGUUAAACUGCUUUUGUCUCGCCUCCUGCAAAAUGCACGCCUCUCCUCAAAGUUCUCAUUUAUUACAUUUAUUAGUACAUACCAAGGUGUGAAACUACAAUAACUCUAAUGUUGACGAGCACAGUUUUUUUUUCUCUACUUAAGCAGCAGGCUAAGCUAGCCAAGUUAACCAUUUGAAGAUUAUCAGCACUCGUUCUCUCAAAAUCUCUGCUCUCGGAAUGUUCUCCAAAAAGCCCCAUGGGGAUGUGAGGAAAUCGACACAGAAAGUAUUGGACCCUAAAAAGGAUGUACUGACACGGCUGAAACAUCUACGAAUCGUUAUUGAAAACGCAGAGCCAGCCGAACUCAAGCACUUCUUUGAUCAGAACUACUCCCAUAUCUAUUAUGUCUUUUUUGAGAACUUUGUUAGCAUCGAAGUUAACUUGAAACAGAAAGGUCACAAAUCGCAAAGGGAAGAGCUUGACUCCAUUCUUUUCAUAUUUGAGAAAAUUUUGCAGCUGUUGCCAGAGAGGGUGCAAGGGAGAUGGCAGUUCCACAGCAUCGGUCUCAUCCUGAAGAAACUUCUGCAUACAGGGAACUCCCUGAAGAUCCGGAGGGAGGGAGUGCGUCUCUUCCUGCUGUGGCUGCAGGCUCUGCAGGGUAACGCUCUCAGAGAGCAGCUCUGGCUCUUUGCCUGCCUUAUCCCUGGAUUCCCGGCCCCACAGUCUGAGCUCGGCCCUCGGACACUGGACAACCUGAUCAGUCCUACCCUUAACCUGCAGGAGGCACAAGUCUCUCCGGAGGAGAUCAGUCCACUGGUGCUGCCCCAGUCCGGGGACAAGGCUCAGGAGGACCUCACCGGCUACUUCCUGGAGGCCCUGCUGAAAUACAUGGUAAACCAGGCCAAAAGUCUGGAGUGGAAGUGUAAGGAGAACCAUGAGAAGGGUUUCGCUUUCCUCUUCUCCAACUUUAAGAAGUAUUACCUGUCCCACAUCUUCCCCAACUUCUCCAAAGAGACGAGUUUGUACAGUCCUAUUCUAGAGGUUCCCCCGAUGAGGGCAAAGCCUGGGUAUGUAGUUGUAAAGAGAGACCCCGAGACUAACGAAGCGCUGUACUGCACUAAAGAGAACUUCCUCAAUGCCAGAGUCAUCUUCAUCCGCUGGCUGGUUUCCUUCUGGCUGGAGCCCAGGGCCAACGCAGGGACCCACAUCCCCGGAGUGGAUGGAGAAAAUGUGCCAAAGAACAUCCAGAGAGCCGCGGCAGGAUUGGCGGCACGGGCAGAGGAUGCCUGUCCCCGGGCGGAUGCACUGGAGGGCGGAGGAGGUGUGGAGGCCGAACAGUCGCACUCCAACACCAGCACGCUGACGGAGAGGGAGCCCAGCUCCUCCAGCCUGUGCAGCAUGGAUGAGGAGCACCUCACCGACAUCGAGGUGGUCCGCCGCGUCCUCUGCUCCUGCAGGACCAACGUCAACUUCAUCACCGAGAUCUUCCGGCAGGCUUUCCUGUUGCCAAUGUGUGAAGCAGCAGCCAUGCGCAGGGUGGUUCGGGUGUACCAGGAGUGGAUUUCUCAGGAGGACAAGCCCCCGUUCAUGGCUGAGCCCGGGGAGGAGGACCCUGGCCUGGGUCAGCAGGACCUGGCUGGCGAGCAGGGCUCUGAGAACCAGGAGGAGGAGAGAGGUCUGAAGGGCUCCAGCCAUUGCAGAAAUCCCACCUGGAACAGGGCGGGUCUGCAGGGAUCUGGGAGUAAAGCUUCCGACAGUGAGCUGUUGGAAUACAGCAUCCGUGCAGGUGUACAAGCCACCCUGCAGGUCUUCAUCACCAACUCUGCAAACGUCUUCCUGUUGGAGCCAGCAAAUGAGCUGAAGACUUUGCUGGAGGAGCAUGUUGAUAUGUGCAAGCGUGUUCUCAACAUCUACCGCAGCCUGGUCAUGCAUCAGACCAUGGACCAGAAGACCUGGGAGCAGGUCCUCCUUGUGUUGCUGCGAGUUACCGAGUGCGUGAUGAAGAGGCCUCCCUCCAUAAUGCCUCAUGGGAAGAAGAGCAACACACUGUCAGGCCGGCUGGCAGGGGCCAUCUUUCAGACGCUGAUCGUGGCUUGGAUCAAAGGCAACCUGAACGUGUAUAUCUCCCGCGAGCUCUGGGACGACCUGCUGGCUGUGCUCUCCUCGCUCACCUGCUGGGAGGAGCUGGUCACUGAGUGGUCCCUCACCAUGGAAACGCUCACUAAGGUGCUGGCCCGCAACCUCUACAACCUGGACCUUAACGAGCUGCCCCUGGACAAGCUGAGCGAACAGAAGCAGAAGAAACACAAGGGCAGAGGCGGUGUCCACGAGGGCCAGAAGAUGGUGGUGGACCGUUCGUUCUCCAAAGGCUGGAGCCGGGACCCGCCGGGCCAGGCGGUCGCCAUGCGCCAGCGCAGCGCCACCACUGCCGGCUCGCCGGGCAUCGAGAAGGCCAGGAGCAUCGUCCGGCAGAAGACCGUCGCUCUGCGUAGCUGUUCAACCGGUGACAGCCUCUUGUCGGCAGCGUUUAUCCGCAGCGCUAAAAGUGCACCUGUGCUCGCGCACCCCGCCCACCCGCUCCUGCCCACCUCUGUCCUCACCCCCCUAGCUGAUGAGCUGUCAGACAUGGAGGAUCCCCCGUUAGCAGCCCGCGGGCCACGGGCCCGUCACUGCUCUCAGAGCGAGGAGAGCCCCGCCUCGGAGGUGUUCUCCGUGUCAGCUGACCUGGAGCAGACGCCCCUCCCCCGCAGCAGCAGCGCCUCUGACAUCAUGGAGCCCUCCAUCGCCGAGCGGGUCAAAGGUGCACUUCCUGUUUCUGACAGUCCGUCUCACACUACCCCCUCCGCGGCCACCCCCUCAGACUCCCCCCACUGCCCCCUGCCCCCACGUCCCCCCUCCGACACCUGCAGCGCCCUCGACAGCCGGGCAUCUUCCCUGGAGGUGGGCGAUAACAUCUACGACCACCUCUGCCAGAUGCCAGGGCCCCAACCCCCAUUUAUCCCUGACUGGACAUGUCCAGCUGCCACGCCCACUCCUCUGGCCGAGAGGGGGGGAGAGGAGGAUCUCUUCAGCUCCCUCCGCGAGUACUUCCUGCUCAGAGACCCAGAGGGGCCGCCUGGGGAGGCGAGGCUAGGUGGGCCGGGGGCGGAGUCUGGCUCAGACCGAGGCAGCGGAGGUGGGGCGCUGGAGGAGAGGGAGGCGGAGCCAUGUGAGCAGAUGUUCUAUGAGUGUUUAGAGGAGUGCGAGUGGGCGUCAGCCUGCGCGCAGGGCCAAACCAACACGGAGGAGCCGUGCACUCUGCCGUUAGCCGAGGUCAGGACAGACUUGGGGCCGUGUAGACAGAGCACCGCAGAGCAGCCGCGCGAGAGCGAGCCCGUCGUCCAGCAUCCCCACGCCCACCAGCUUCUGCUCCGCCCCCGACUGUCCCGCUCGGGCCCCAAAAAGCGCCCGGGAGGCGGGGUGCACGUCAGUUUCCGGCCCUCCACCGAAUCCGUGCAGUUCCUCAACCCCCUGGACCCCAAGGAGGCGCACUGGAAGGCCCGUCUCCGACGCCUCGGCCACUUCAGCGGCCACUCGGCCGGCGUCGGUGGCACGGGGGCAAAGGUCAGAGAAGGGUCCGGGGAGGGCGGGCCCUGCGGGGACAGCAGCGAGCGGGAGGGGGGCUCCGUCGGUGGGGCGAGGCACGGCCGCCUGGGCAGACCCUCGCUCCGCCCGCGCGCCUCCCGCUCCAGGUCGCAGGAGUCAGGCUGCAGCCCCUCCCGCCAGCAGGUGGCACUGUUAGGUGGCAUGUAUAAAUCUGUGGUGCACGCUCUCUCCAAGCCCAAGAGCCACGCGGCGGCACUGAGCCACAGCAAAGCGCCUGUCCCCGACGCACCCCUGAAGGACCUGUACUCGCAUGUUAUGGGCUAUUUUGGAAGAAGAACACCAGCCAGCAAAGAUGAGUUGACGCCGAAGAUGCGUCCUGUCUCCGAAAACGCGGGCAGCAGCAACCCAAAUGUUAGCGAUCUGAUGGACGAGUUCAUCCAGGAGAGACUCCGGUCCAGGGGCACCUCGGGUAUGACGAGACGUGGUAGUAGUCCAGGCAGUUUGGAGAUUCCAAAGGAUUUCCCAGACGUGCUGACCCAUCCAAACGCCACGCGCCCCGCGGAUGACCCCGGCGUGCCUUCCGAGUGGACGUCUCCCGCCAGCGCCAGUGGGAGUGACCUCAUCAGCUCCGACAGCCAAUCGGAUUCUUUCAAUGCCUUCCAGUAUGACAACAAGUUUGAGAACUUCAGCUUCGCCCCCGAGGUGUGUGCAGUGGAGCAGGAGGGAGCGUGUGUCCCGCCGCCAGCAGGAGACGAGCCAGACCAGUCCAGCCUCACCACGCUGCACAUGGACUCAGAGACCAGCAGCCUGAGUCAGCACGGCCUGUCUGCUGACACUGCCACCAUCACAGGCUCGGAGAGCGCCUCCCCCUUGCACUCCCUGGCCGGCUCUCGCUCUCAGACGCCAUCUCCUGCCACCCUGACAGCCGAACACGUAGAACACAAAGACUUGCAGCUGGAUGAGAAGCUGCACCACUCCGUCCUGCAGACGCCCGACGACCUGGAAACCAGUGAGUUCCCCACCGAGGACUGCAGUGUCAUGGCUGGGGGUUCCCUGACCGGCUGGCAUGCUGAUGUCGCCACGGUGAUGUGGAGAAGAAUGCUUGGCAUUCUGGGAGAUGUGAACUCCAUUAAAGACCCUGAGAUCCACGCACAGGUCUUUGACUAUCUUUGCGAGCUCUGGCAGAACUUGGCCAAGAUCCGAGACAAUCUGGGGAUCUCCCUUGACAACCAGUCGUCGCCGGCCCCUCCGGAUCUGAUCCCUCCGCUACGCAUCCUGACGCCAUGGCUCUUUAAAGCUACCAUGCUGUCGGAGAGGUACAAGCAGGGGAAGCUCCACGCCUACAAACUGAUCUGCAAGAUCAUGAAGAGGAGGCAGGACGUGUCGCCCAACUCCGACUUCCUCACACACUUCUACAAUAUCAUGCACUGCGGCCUGCUGCACCAGGACCAGGACAUCGUGAACACCAUCAUUAAGCACUGCUCCCCACGGUUCUUUUCCAUCGGUCUGCCGGGGGCCACGUCGCUCAUCCUGGACUUCAUCAUAGCGGCUAGCCGCGUCACAACCUGCUCCUCUCUCAACGCACCAAGGGUGGAGGCUCAGGUGCUGCUGGGUUCUCUGGUGUGUUUCCCCAACCUAUACGAGGAGCUUCCUGCCCUCCACCCCACCACAGCCGACAUCGCCUUGACCAAAUUCAAGGAUGUUAAGGAACACAUUAUUAAGCACAUCCUAGCUUCAGCCCGAGAUGAGCCGUCUGCCCCAGCGAGGUGUGUCGCUCUCUGCAGUCUGGGUAUCUGGCUCUGUGAAGAACUGGUCCACGGCACACGGCACCCACAGAUCAAAGAAGCCCUCAAUGUCAUCUGUGUCACUCUGAAGUUCCCUAACAAAACUGUAGCGCUGGUGGCUUCAGACAUCCUGCACUUGCUCAUAAACUAUGUGGACGAUCUGCAAAAAUUCCCACCCGACACUCCAAAGAAGAUAGUAGAGGUACUCAUUGCAACCAUCAGCUACCUGCUGCCCUCUACGGAGUCUUCCCCUCAUGAGCUGGACAAGAGGUUGGUGGUGUCUCUGCUGCUCUGCUUGCUGGACUGGGUCAUGGUGCUUCCUCCAAAGACUCUGCUCCAGCCGGUCCAGACGCUGGCGCCAGACAAAGACAAGACGGACAAGUCCGUCCUGAGCUCCAUCUAUAAGGUGCUCCACGGCUGUGUGUACGGGGCGCAGAGUUUCAGUAACCCGCGUUACUUCCCGCUCAGCCUGUCGGACCUGAGCAGUCCCGCCUACGACCCGUUCCUGCCGCUGGAGGUCCUGCGGGAGCCUGAGCCCCUCCACUCGCCCGACUCGGAGCGCUCCUCCAAGCUGCAGCCUGUGACCGAAGUGAGGAGCCGUAUCCAGCAGGGUCUAAUCGCCAUAGCAGCGCGUACGGUCAUCUCUCACCUGGUGAACCACCUAGGCCACUACCCAAUGAGCGGCGGGCCCGCCACCCUCACCAGCCAGGUGUGCGAGAACCACGACAACCCUUACUGCGAGAGCAGCGACCUGGCCCCCGACCUCUUCGACACACCCAACCUGCAGUUCUUCGCGCUGAACGGCACCACGCUGCUCUCCUGCCUGCAGAUCCGCGCCGAGGAUGGCGUGCCAGGGGGCGGCAUGUCCGCCGGCCUGGUCAGCACCAGCGCCUGUGUGCGCCUCGUUGUCAGGGACAUCUCGGGCAAGCACUCGUGGGACUCGGCCGUGCUCUACGGCCCGCCUCACUGCGCCUCCGCCGCCGGUCACAGGGCCUCCGCUCCUCCGGGGAGCAGCAGGGAGCGGGGCGGCGAGGGCGACGGCGUGGGGAAGGCGGAACAGGAGGAGAGCGAGGACCCUGGGGAGAACGAGGAGAUGCAGAGGGAGCACGGUGAGGAGACCCUGGAGGAGGAUGGAGAGGAGGAGGAGGAGGAGGAGGAGGCGGUGCUGGAGCUUAUGGCUCCGCGGGCCAAGCGCGUGUGCCGCGAGGUGGUCCCGAGCUGGGCAUCCCUGCAGGACGGCGAGGACGCCCUGGACGAGAUGCUGCAGUACCUGGGCUACUCCAGCCCUGAGUGCCUGCAGCACACAGGCACACCCCUCAACAUCCCGGCCCCGCCGCCCGCCUGCGUCUCAGAGAAGCAGGAGAACGACGUCAUCGACGCCAUCCUGAAGCAGUGCGCCGAGGAGCGAGAGUUCGCGCUCCGCCGUGGCAACGAGCUGAGCAUGAGGGCCGCGGGGCAGCCGGAGCCGAGCCCACAGAGGCCGCAGUCCGCCUUCUACCACUGCAGGCUGCUGCUCAACGUGCUAGGCAUGAACUCCUGGGAGAAGAGGAGCAGUUUCCACCUGCUGAAGAAGAGCGAGAAGCUCCUACGGGAGCUGAAGAACCUGGAUUCCAGGCAAUGCCGCGAGACCCACAAGAUUGCCGUGUUUUACGUGGCUGAGGGGCAGGAGGACAAGCACUCGAUCUUGUCCAACGCGAACGGCAGUCAGGCCUACGAGGACUUUGUGGCAGGGCUGGGCUGGGAGGUAAACCUAACAAGCCACUGUGGUUUCAUGGGUGGUCUUCAGCGGAAUAAGAGCACGGGACUGACCAUGCCAUACUUCGCCACCUCCACCGUGGAGGUCAUGUUCCACGUGUCCACACGCAUGCUGCCUGACUCGGACGACCCGCUCACCAAAAAGCUGAGGCACUUGGGCAAUGACGAGGUGCACAUCGUGUGGUCCGAGCACACGCGGGACUACCGGCGGGGAAUCAUCCCCACCGAGUUCGGAGACGUCCUCAUCAUCAUCUACCCCGUGAAGAACCGCAUGUACAGCAUCCAGAUCAUCAAAAAGCCGGAGGUACCCUUCUUUGGGCCCUUGUUCGAUGGUGCCGUAGUGGAUGGGAAGGUCUUACCCACCAUGGUGCGAGAUACGGCCAUCAACGCCAGCCGGGCUCUCAAGUCCCUCAUCCCUCUCUACCAGAACUUCUACGAGGAGCGGGCGCGUUAUUUGGAGACGAUCGUCCAGCACCACCUGGAGCCCAGCACCUUUGAGGACUACGCUGCCCGUGUGUUCUGCCCCGCCCCCUUUCACCACCUUACCUCUGAAACAGGCCCAUGCCUCGAGAGCCAGCCGCCCGAAACCCCCGUGGCAGCGGUAGACGUGAGUGACUUAGCCUCGCCAAUGUCGCCGCGUGCUAGCAAGAGCCGCGUGUCCAUGAAGCUUCGACGAUCCUCCGGGUCGGCCAACAAGACCUGACCCCACCCUCCACCACGCCGCACGCACGCCCACACACUCACGCGCAAGACCUGACCCCGUCCUCCACCACGCCGCGCACACACACCCACAUACACACUCGCGUGCGCCGGCAGGCUCCUGCAAGACGCGCCACAUCGCUCGCCGUCCCUUCAGAGAGCCCCAUCACGCUGUCAGGACCAUGCCCACAGCCGCUGUCCUCGCACCAACCACACUCCCAGUAUAGUCUGACUCCUCCCUUUCAAAACUUAACCGGAGAGCCAGGGAUCGCUGAGGAAACAGUUUUCUGAAAGGACUUCUAUGUGUACCAGUACGAGUUACAUGAAAAGAUGGCAGAUGUGUAUUUUUGAUGUCCGCUAAUGUGGCCGUUGUUUUGCUGAGGUUAUGUGGUUACUCUGGUGUUGUCACAGAGCAGGGUAAUAUCUCCUCCCACUGGAAGUGCCAGUGGUCGUACGGUGAUCCACAGACUUACUGAUACUGAUUUCUGGUGCAUAAUCGAUAAUGUGUUUUAUACCUGUACAGAUGAGAGGUUUUCUUUGUCAGAUGGCCACAUGAGUCCUGAUUGUGAUGUAGAUGUGUGGUAAAACUGAACCACUUCCUGCUGUUACAUUGUUUUUCUUUCUUUAUUUUCUUUUUUAU